Messenger RNA from Mangifera indica (mango), 1058 nucleotides. Its product is annotated as ethylene-responsive transcription factor ERF106-like. The transcript has a single exon. Bases 376 to 933 code for a protein of 185 amino acids. Gene Ontology annotation, molecular function: DNA-binding transcription factor activity; DNA binding. The record is from RefSeq and is a predicted model, not a curated record. NCBI's taxonomy places the organism in Eukaryota, Viridiplantae, Streptophyta, Magnoliopsida, Sapindales, Anacardiaceae. Gene Ontology annotation, biological process: regulation of DNA-templated transcription; ethylene-activated signaling pathway.
CGUCUAUCAGCUGGGUCAGCUUCCCAACUUGACACAACGUGGAAAAGCUGGCCAUAAAAAAUCUUAAAAAAACUUUUGUAGUUAGCUCGACGUGGAGGCCCCUUUAACAAAACUAGUUGUAGUUUUGUUUCCUAAUCCAUUAAAAGUCAAUGCUCAACAUGUCAUACACUGCUUCAUUUUCUAGGCCAUCGCCUUGUUACCUCACUCGCAGGUUUCUUUUCUUGUUUUUGCUGUGCUUCAAAUUGGAUAUGGUUGCUUUCUGAGAGUUAAAUUCAUGGGAGGUCCCACUUUCAAAUUCAGGCCCCUCUCUGCUAAUGACACCUUCAUUGUCCUCUUUUUAUAAGCUCCUUCACUGCCUUUCUUUCCUAUUAUCAAAUGGCAACUUCAGAAGAUAUCUCUUCCCUGGAAAUUAUUCGUCAAUUUCUUCUUGGAGACGUCAUCUCCGUAGAUGAACCCAAUUUCGAUAUCUCUUCUACUUCGUUUCUCCAACCCGUCAAACCCAAAUACCCAGUACCCAAAUCCGAACCUCACUCUCCAUCUGCUUUUCAGAUAAAACCUGAAACAGUGGAGUUGGAGUCUCCAGAGGAACUUUAUUUGGAUUCAACUGAUACUUACAGUCCAAAAAUGGCAGACCCUGAAGAGAGGAAGCACUACAGAGGGGUCCGAAGAAGGCCAUGGGGGAAGUUUGCAGCGGAGAUCCGGGAUCCAGCUCGAAAGGGAAGCCGGGUAUGGUUAGGAACUUUUGAUACUGAGAUUGAUGCUGCAAAAGCUUAUGAUUGUGCUGCUUUCAAAAUGAGGGGUCGCAAAGCAAUCUUGAACUUUCCAUUGGAGGCUGGAGUGGGUGGCCCUCCGGCAACAACUAGUUGCAGGAAAAGGAAAAGAGAAAAAGGAAAUGGAGCUGCAGGAUUCUCAAGUCAUAUCCAUGGAAAUUGAAGGUCUAACAUUCUCAAGAAUAAGCAUGAGACAAGUUGUAUUAUUGUUACUGUACAGGUAGACUUGAAGUUGCAGGAAGAAUUAUUGAACAAUAAAUGUUGAAUCUAGACUUGAUUUUCCUUCUA